Molecule: messenger RNA, 1502 nt
Organism: Otolemur garnettii (small-eared galago)
Lineage: Eukaryota; Metazoa; Chordata; Mammalia; Primates; Galagidae
Gene: HEMGN
Product: hemogen
Exons: 4
Coding region: 28-1479 (483 amino acids)
Biological process (GO): regulation of osteoblast differentiation; cell differentiation
Cellular component (GO): nucleoplasm
Source: RefSeq, a predicted model, not a curated record
UUAGGCUGCUUGUGGAAGUCAGACCAAAUGGCAGGAAGGCAUUGCAGCAAGGUGGAGUUGGGAAAGGACAAAUCUCAUGGGAGGAACCAUCAGACACCUGAUCUUCAUCAAGAAGAGAACUCUGCUCCAGAAGUCAUUGGAAAUUGGAGUUUGCGAAGCAGAGAACAACUCAGAAAAAGAAAAGCUGAAUUACAAGAAAAUCAGGCUUCACAAUGGCUCUCUGGAGAACAGAAAAAACGCAAAUAUCAGAGAACAGGAAAAGGAAAUCAAAGAGGCAGAAAGAGCAAACAAAAUACAGAACUGAAAAUGGAACCUCAGUCACAGAUAGAAAAGGAAAUUAUGGAACAAGCACUGGCACCUACAGAGAAAGAAGCUGAACUACCAGGAAGUGUAACCGAAGCCCUUCCUUUGGUAGCCUCCCCACGAGAAGUUAUGCCCAAGGAACAUUUUUCUGAAGUACGUCAAGAAAGCAUUAUACAGCAGGAAAAUUCUUCUGCGUACCAAGAAACAGUAGUACAAAACAAUUCUUCUGAGACAUGCCAACAUAUGGCUGAACCUGAAGACCUGGCUCCUAAAACGUGCCAGGAAAUAGCUGUACUCCAAGACCAUCCUCUCAACACCUGCCAGGAUACAGCUGAGCCUGAAGACCUGGCUCCUAAAAUGUGCCAGGAAAUAGCUGUACUUGAAGAUCAUCCUCUCAAACUGCUCCAGGAUACAGCUGAACCUCGAGACUUCACUCCUAAAAUGUUCCAAGAAAUAGCUGUACUCAAAGCUCUUCCUUGUCCAACCUCUGAAGACACAGCUGACCUGGAAGGACACGCUCCUGAAGCAGGCCCCAAACCAGACGUGCCUGAAGGCUAUACUCUUGAUGGGCACCAAAAACCAGAAGCGCCAGAAGAAUGCAAUGCUGAAUCAGACCGAGAAAUAGCUGAGAAUGAAGGCUUCUUUCCGAAAACACAAGAAUUAGCUGUGCCCAAAGACCUUUCUACAAAACCACACCCAGAAACAGUUGAACCUGAGCACUCUUCUCAUAAAACGUAUAAAGAAAUUGCUGUAUAUAAAGCCCUCUCUCAUAAGACAAUCCAAGAAACACCUCAGCCUGAAGAAUCUUCACCUGACACAUACCAAGAAACACCUGGGCCUGGAAAAUAUUCACCUAGAAUAUACCAAGAAACACCCACAUUCAAAGAAUAUUCACCUGAAAUAAACCAAGAAACACUGGAGCCUGAAGACCUCUCUGCUAAGACAUGUGAAAAUAAGGAUAUGCCUAAAGAAUGCCUUCCAGAACCACACCAAGAAAUAGGUGAGCCCCAAGACCGGGAUCCUAGAGUAAACCAGGAAGAUGCUAAGGAUGUUUAUGGUUUUUCUCAAGAAAUAAAAGAAAAACCCAAAGCAGAAGAACCAGAAAUACCAGCAAUUAGGAACAUUCCUCCAGAGAUUCCUCCAGAAAAUGAUGUCUACAGUUUUGUUUUCUUUUAACAAUGCUCAACCAUAAAGUUGUA